AUGUGGAGACUUUUCUUCGCGACAGCAGCCGCCGUCGGCGCGACCAGAGUGGGCGCGUCCGAGGACUCGGGCAGGAUCCUCGCCUGCCACGCCGACGCCAGCCCCUUCGACAGCGGGCUCAGCACCGACAACACCUCCACAGCAGAUGCCGAUCAACAGUCCAACGGGAUCACCAGUGCAGUACCAGCCACCCGGACGAUGCCAGUGCUGCGGAGCUGUGGGACGGACUCGGAGGGGAUGCAGCUGCAAGGGACCACCGCUGCAACCACCGCCACCACCUCCGACACCACCGAGCUCAACAGUUCGAUCGAGGUGCUCAUGCUGCAAGGUGACGGAGACCGUGAAGAAGCCGGGCCGUUGAAGUCCCUGAAUGACUCGGAUCUUACCGCGUUCUACCAGGCGCAGACCAAGGUGAUGGACCAGAUCUACUUCGAGAUUGGCGAGGACACCGUCAACCUGACCAAGACCAAGCGCGCAGACCUCAUGGAGGUGUGCUGCCCGAGCGAGUCGUCGCUCGGCAAGGCGGUGGAGGCGCAGCACGGCAGGGCGAUACGGUGUGGGAUCUUCAACGGCUAUGACAUGGGCACGGCCACUGGAGUCCGCAGGGCCAUGCAUCUCCUUCGACUGGCACGACCUCGACGGUUGGUGUUAAGCCCUCCGUGCACCGCAGAUUGUCCCAUCCAGAACCUGAACCAGAAGACGGAGAACCAGAGGAAGCAGCUCUCGACCAAGAUCGGACAGGCGCGCAGGAUCCAGCGGGGGUGUCUGGCCUUGUACGAGGAGGCUAAGAAGAUAGUUGAUUGCCACAUCGAGCUAGAGCAGCCCUGGAACAGCCGCAGUUGGUCGAAAUCACCCUCCAUCAUGAAGAUGCGGUCAGAGAUGUACGAGGCGAUCAUUCAUGGGUGCGCCUACGGACUUCGCGACGAGAGGUCUGGACUCUUGGUGAAGAAGGGGUGGCGAGUGUGCUCUACUGACCCCGACUUUGGAGCAAAGAUGGGCCGGCUCUGCAGCAACCGACCGGGACGCGGAGACAGCCAUCUACAUCGUGUCAUCGAGGACGGUCCUCUGGUGGCUCAGACAGCCUUCUAUCCCCCUGCCAUGUGCCGAGCCUGGGCCAAACAUAUCCUCGAGAAGAACGUGACUUCCGAGUACGGCAAGGAGGUCUACGCGGGCCUGAAGCAGAUCCCAGAGGAGGACGACGUCGAGAUGUCGGUCGAAUUAGAGGAGCUGAACACGGAGGAGGACAUCGAGAUGGAGACCGCCGAGGCGUCCCUCAAAGGCUUGGGCGUCAAAACGGAGCUGUCAAAGAAAGAGAUCUCAGAGAUCGAACAGAGACUCGCGCGACUUCAUCGCAAUCUAGGCCACCCCAGCAACAAGACACUCUACAAGAUUCUCAAGGCCUCUGGAGCAGCGGCCUCUGUACUCCGACUGGCACUUCAAUUUCAAUGCCAUGGCUGCCAUAUCGGGAAGCUCCCCAAAGCUGUACGAGUGGCCUCAGGCGUGGAGAUUCCGAGCGUGCUAGAAGUCCUCGCCACGGACGGACUGGAGUGGCUCUCACCUCAGCAGACCUCCCACAUCAUGACCCUGAACCUCGACGAGGGGUCCGGCCUCACCAGCGUCACCUACCACGGGCAGAAGGGAGAGCGCAGCGGCAACCGAUCAGCCGUCGAGGUGAUCUCUACGUGGGAAUCGUGGUGCAGUCACUACCGUCAACCUGCCCUCCUUCGCAUGGACCCUGAAGGGUGCCACUGCUCCCAGACAGUUGCGAAGUGGGCAUCUGACCAUGGGAUCGAGAUAUGGAUUGCACCUGGGGAGGCGCACUGGCUCAUGGGCAAGGUGGAACGUCGCAUACAGCUCUUCAAGCGCCUCAUGACGAAGAUGGCCACCCACGACCCCGAUUGCAGCACGCAGGAGCUGGUCACCUGGGCCGUGAGUGCGAUCAACUCCAUGGACAAGGUGGGGAACCACUCCCCGUUCGAGCACGUGCUGGGCGUAACAGGGUUGGCACCCACGAACAACCCCUUCGCCAUCAUCGACGGAGACACCGGCGAGACACAGGAGCAGCGGCGACUUCUGGCCCGCCAGAGCUACCUCGAGUGCGAGUACGCAGAACGGCGACGCCAUGCAGAGCAGGCCAGGAACCGCGUCUACCAGACCUGGGAGGCCGGCGACCUCGUGUACUUCUGGCGUGACGGCAAGGGACGGGAGAACCGACCUGGCAAGAAAGGAGGUUGGUAUGGACCUGCACGAGUACUUGUCCAAGAGAAACGGCAUAUUGACGGCCGCACUCGGGUGACCUCGGUCGUCUGGAUCGCCCACGGGAACACGUUGAUCAGGUGCGCACCCGAGCAUCUGCGACCAGCCUCCGAAGCCGAGAAGAUGCUGACUGAACUCAAGAAGCAGGCCUCCCUCGGGAAGACCAUGACAGAGAUCCUGGAGACCGCCAAGCCUGGGACGUUCGAGGACCUGGUGGAGCAGCGCCGUCCGGACCUCACAGCGUACGAGCCCCCGAGGACCACCGAGGCGUUCCAACCAGGAGAUGGGGCAGAAGCGCCACCUGCCGCUGCCACGGAGGAGGAAACGAAUGUACCGGAGUCGAGCCACACUACACCGAGGUCCAUGGCUCAACCUGAAGCUGAACCAGGCGAACCCUCCGAAGACGCUCAGGACCUGGAGAUGGUACCACCGCAGGAGCAGAGAUACCUCAACCACCUCCGCCAUUGA
This is a messenger RNA of Prorocentrum cordatum, 2724 nucleotides long. The record is from the annotation of a GenBank genome assembly. NCBI's taxonomy places the organism in Eukaryota, Dinophyceae, Prorocentrales, Prorocentraceae.